UUACCCAAAAUAGAAAUCCGGAUGGUAUAGAAACGACACGGCCAUCGAUAUUGUUCUCCUUGCCAAGAAUAGCCCAGACGACCUUAUAGAAGAAGAAGAAGAAGAAGAAGAAGCAAAGAAAUGCCGAAGAGAACAACGCAUACGUACUCGAGCGAGGACGCGGCUCCGGAUGGACCGGACUCCGAUCUCUUUGUCUACUACUGCAAGCACUGUGGCUCUCACGUCCUCAUAACAGAUACCCAGUUGCAGAAAAUGCCCAAAAGGAAGACUGACAAAGCAUAUGUGUUAGACAAGAACAAGCAUCUUGCGAGGUUGAACAUUAACGAGGCAGGAAAAGUUCUCUUGAAACGGGGUGAAGGGAAACUGGAGAAGCAAUUCCGUAUGAACUGUAUGGGUUGUGGGCUCUUUGUCUGCUACCGCUCGGAAGAAGAUCUGGAAUUUGCUUCUUUUGUUUAUGUUAUUGAUGGUGCACUUAGUACAGUUGCUGCUGAAACUAACCCACAGGAUGCUCCUGUUCCACCCUGUAUAUCACAGUUAGAAGGAGGGCUUGUUCAAGUUGCGAUAGAAGUUGAAGACCGUGCCCAACGCUCAGCCAUCACAAGAGUGAAUGCUGAUGAUGUUCGUGUUACUGUGGCUGCACCUGCAGCCCGUGGGGAAGCUAACAAUGAACUGUUGGAAUUCAUGGGCAAAGUGUUGGGUCUGAGACUGAGCCAGAUGACUCUUCAGAGAGGGUGGAAUAACAAAUCAAAACUCCUUGUGGUGGAAGAUUUGUCUGCUAGACAGGUGUAUGAGAAACUUCUGGAAGCUGUGCAACCUUGAAGAUCCUUUUUGGUGCAAGAGUCUUUGAUUGUUUUGUGUUGGCAGUAAUGAGCCGUUUUGUAAUCCAAAUAUACCGUCAUUCAACUUCAUUAAGUUUAAUGAUUCUUUCUGUCCGUGUGCUUUUUUA
Molecule: messenger RNA, 946 nt
Organism: Corylus avellana
Lineage: Eukaryota; Viridiplantae; Streptophyta; Magnoliopsida; Fagales; Betulaceae
Product: UPF0235 protein At5g63440
Source: RefSeq, a predicted model, not a curated record